Molecule: messenger RNA, 3346 nt
Organism: Cydia pomonella (codling moth)
Lineage: Eukaryota; Metazoa; Arthropoda; Insecta; Lepidoptera; Tortricidae
Gene: Sec63
Product: translocation protein SEC63 homolog
Exons: 13
Coding region: 98-2383 (761 amino acids)
Biological process (GO): post-translational protein targeting to endoplasmic reticulum membrane; SRP-dependent cotranslational protein targeting to membrane
Cellular component (GO): Sec62/Sec63 complex
Molecular function (GO): RNA binding; transmembrane protein transporter activity
Source: RefSeq, a predicted model, not a curated record
AUGACUUAAGUGACGUUUAAUGACACGUCUCCGCUAUCGAGCUCGUGUUGCGUGUAGUGAUUUUCAUUUUCUUCACAAAUGAUUUAAUAUAAUAACGAUGGGAGGCCAGAAAUUCGAAUAUGAUGAGAGUGGAUCAACAUUCUUUUAUUUUGUGUUAUCAUUCCUCGCUUUAAUAUUAGUGCCCGCAACGUUCUACUAUUGGCCGAGGAAAAGAAAAGAAGAUCCAGCAAAACAAGCAGAAAGAUGUCAAUGUCCAAAUUGUAUAAAGAAACAGUCAAUAAUAGAACAAUCACAGCCUUACAAAUCUUUAAAGAACUUCCUAAUUAAACUCGCAAUAAUAUCAGGAUGGGUAUUACUCGCAUUUUUAGCUUAUAAGGUGUCACAGUUUGACUAUGAAAUGUCUAAUUUUGAUCCAUAUGAAAUACUGGGUUUGCCGCCUGGAGCAACUCAGGCUGAAAUCAAGAAGUCUUAUCGUAAGCAAUCUUUGAUACUCCAUCCGGAUAAAGAGACUGGUGAUGAGAAAGCUUUCAUGAAGCUUACUAAAGCUUAUCAGGCUCUAACAGAUGACGAGGCGCGACGGAACUGGGAGAAGUAUGGCAACCCAGACGGCCCCGGAGCCAUGAGUUUUGGCAUAGCCUUGCCCAGUUGGAUUGUAGAGAAGGAGAACAGCGUUUGGGUCCUGGGGCUCUAUGCACUGGUGUUUAUGGUUGCUUUACCCACUGUUGUCGGUACCUGGUGGUACCGCUCCAUCCGCUUCUCCGGCGAGCAAGUCCUGCUCGACACCACACAGAUGUACUUCUACUUCUGCCACAAAACCCCCUCUAUGCCCCUGAAGAGGGCGCUGAUGAUCCUCGCGGCAUCCUGCGAGUUUGACAGGAGACACAACUCGGAGAUUAUAGAGAGAAUCACUGACAAUGAGGAAGUGCCUAUGCUUCUCCGUGAGCUCCCAAACCUAGGGGAAAAGAACAAGGAGCAACCUCUCUGCCGCCCCUACAGCAUCAAAGCCAGAGCCUUGCUCCAUGCCCAUCUGUCCCGUCUCCGUCUCCCGAGCGAAGCCCUGGACGCCGACAGACGAUAUAUCGUGGGUCGCUGCCCUGAUCUGAUUGUGGAGAUGGUCAACUGUGUCAAUCAGCUCAUAGCGCUUGCUUACGCCAGGAGAAUACCCCGCCUACCGACUAUAGAAACAAUCGAAAAUUGCAUGAAGCUCUCGCCCAUGAUAGUCCAAGGCCUAUGGGAAUACAAAUCCCCCCUCCUGCAACUGCCAUACAUCACCGAAGACCAUCUGAAGCACUUCACGAGCCGCAAGAAACACAUCAAGUCGCUGUUACAAUUGGCACAGCUGCCCGGGGACGAGCGGCGGCAAGUUAUGAGGUUUCUGAAUGACAAGCAGUAUGAUGACGUCGUCAAAGUGUUGGGGAAUAUGCCCUAUAUACACUUCCAGGUUAAUACUGAAGUAAUCGACGACGAAAACUCGACGGUCGUGACGGCGGGCGCCAUCGUCACCGUCACGGUGUUCCUGAGGCGAACCAACAUGAAGGAGUUGUUCGGCGACUCCAGCAUCAAGGAGAAGAAUAUCGAGGACGAUGAGGAAGGCAAUGGUGAUGCGAAAAAGGGAGAGAACGACAAAACCGAAGAAAAUGACAAGGACAAAAAGGAGGUUUCGAAGAGGCCCGUGUGGAUGAAACAGCAGACCAAGCGAGCUCCAGCAAAGAGGGGCAAGAAGCCAGCGCCGGCCAAGCAGCCAGCCAAGCCUGCACCCGAACCAGUGCCAGAAGUCAAGGAGAACAAGGAACAGAAAGAACAGAAGGAGAAGGAACCUAAGAAGAAGGAACCAAAGAAGAAAGACGACGAAGAAGAAGAUUCGUCAGACGAAUCAAGCGCCGAAGACUCAGAGUCUCACGACUCAGCGUCCGAGGAGUCCCGCAAGUCGUCAGGAGAAGACGACGACCAAUGGGACAAAUUCCAAAAGCGGCUUCACAAGCGGGAGCGGUUAGAGGGCCGCUCGCGCUCGUCGCACCCUGUGCACUGCCCUUACUACCCCCAGGACAAGCAAGAGUACUGGUGGUGCUACAUCUGCGACCGCAAGUCGCACACGCUGCUCACGGCCCCGGCGCACGUGACGGCCCUGCUGCACGAGACGGAGCUGCAGCUGCGCUUCACGGCCCCGCGCUGGCCGCAACUUUAUACGCUUAGUGCUUGUUUACGCUCAGAUUCCUACAUCGGCAUGGACCAGCAACUGGACCUGAAGCUGGACGUGAAGGAGGCAGCCGCCGUCCCGCACGAGCACCCGCAGUGGGACCUGUCCGACACCGACUCCGACAACCAGGACCAGGGUGGAAACGAGAGCGAGUUCACAACAGACGACGAGGUGGAGGAGGAGUAGCGGUACUAAGUUAUUUUUAUAGAGUUUAUUAUGACUGUAGCUGUACGUGGGAGUGAAUGGAAUAAAUAAUGUUUUUAUGACAAAGGCUACUUUUUUGUCACAUUACUUUACCCUUUGUUUAUAGUUAAAGUGAUGUUUAGGGUAUUUUGGCGGGCGGAAUGUUCAGUUUUGUCUUUAUACUCCGACUCUGACAAUAGAAACCUGAGGCCCUACCGCGUAAAACGUAAUACGAAAUUUCCUUAUCUGCCUCUCUAUCGCUCGGAUAUGCAAGAGCGAUAGAGAAGCAGAUAACAAACUUCGAUUAUCAUUUUUCGCGGUUGGCCCUCAGAGACUGGCACGCCUAUUUAAAAUUAAAACACACGGGUAUUUUGGUGGGCGGAGUGUUAUAAAGGUGUAGCUCUCAACGCAGAUGGCGCUGCAUUCGCUAAGGUUUCAUAGAUAGAUACUGUUAGCGCGUUGAGCUUUACCCUAAGUCAUAGAAAAAACAUUUUUUUACUUUUUAUCUUUUGCUUUCUGUGAAUGGAAUAAAUAAUGUUUUAUGACAAACACUAGACUCAGACGAAGUUAAGUCUGCAACGAUUUUGAUAGCCCAGCCUGUGGAAGUAUUAAGUAAACGUCGUAAUUUCAUAGAAAUUUGACGUUUAACCUUUUGAACGCCACGCCUAUCGCACGCUAACCGUGAACCUUGUCGGUACGCAUGAAGGUUUAUAUUGGGCUGUAGCCGCGCGCGACAUAUGACGUCUUUGGCGUUCAAAAGGUUAAAAUAACACAUGCACUGUCUGGGCUGUCAAAAUUGCUGCCAACUUGUCUUGGUCUGACUACUUUCGUUUCACUUUUGUCUAACAACGAGAGCGAGUUGACGACAGAGUACAAAAUGCUAAAUUAUUUUUAUAGAGUUUAUUAGGACAUUUAUGACUGUAGCUGUAAAUGGGUGUGAAUGGAAUAAAUUAUAUUUUUAUCACA